Messenger RNA from Micropterus salmoides (largemouth bass), 12629 nucleotides. It is a transcript of the gene crebrf, whose product is annotated as creb3 regulatory factor. Lineage: Eukaryota; Metazoa; Chordata; Actinopteri; Centrarchiformes; Centrarchidae. Gene Ontology annotation, biological process: regulation of transcription by RNA polymerase II; response to unfolded protein. The transcript is spliced from 11 exons. Gene Ontology annotation, molecular function: DNA-binding transcription factor activity, RNA polymerase II-specific; RNA polymerase II transcription regulatory region sequence-specific DNA binding. Gene Ontology annotation, cellular component: nucleus. The record is from RefSeq and is a predicted model, not a curated record. Bases 913 to 3135 code for a protein of 740 amino acids.
UUAGCUUUGAAGCUAACGGCAGGUUGUUGUUGUGUUAUCGGGCUUCAGCUGGGAUGAGGAAGGGGGCGGACGGAGGCCAUACUGACUGACUGUGAGCUGCGGGUGAAAAGGAAGCAAGACUCGUUAGUUCCGCAUUAAAGUACACAGUUUUUGGUGGAUAUUAACACGGUUAACGUGUCGCUCGGUGUGCGUUGCAGUUUGUCGAGCUCGUGCAGGAAGUGUUAACGUUACUCCAGCUAACGCUUAAUGUGAUACGUUUUCGGUCACUGUCAAAUGUCACUCAAAGCUAACCCUGUCCAAAAAUAACGCCCCUCUGAUUUUGUUGAACGUGUCUUUGUACAUUUAAUUGGUAAUUCACUUGUAGAAGUGGGGUUAUGCGUAGGGUCAGGAUUGCAAAACGCUGCACUUAUAUAAGAAGAUUGGUUGUACUUUUUAACUAUCAAAAUCAUACUGCGCCUUUUGCACUACACUUGCAGACCUUUAACGUGUCAUUUAGAUGUCCAGUAGAGCAUUAUUAAAUUGUACAUAACUGUGUUUGUGGUUGGAGAAGCAUGUGAGCACAGAGUCUAACGCGGACUUUAUGGCAGGCAGUUUGAGCUCUCUGUAGGUACACGCCCCCCAACACACAGCACAUCCACGGCUGCUGGAGAAAAGGCACGAAACAUCCAGAAAUUUCCAUGUGCUUUAAGACCUGGUGAAUACAGAGAACCCAACCGGACCACAAUAGACCACACCAGAUUGGGCCCAGUUACUGACCCCACCCCCCCACCCUCAGCCUUGAAGUCUGCAUCCAGCAGCACUCUGCUGUCGUCUCCUUUAGAAGUCAUUUAUUGUGUUGAUCAGACGCCGUCACACCACUGGGACUGGACAAGAGACCCAGAGGUUUCCCCCCGCUGGAGCAACUGUCUGGCAAUGCCUCAGGACAUUGCAUUGAGCUCCAUUCAUUGUGGACAGCCUAACCCUAAGCCCUAUUUCAUUCUCCACAUGAGGACUACUGGUCCUGACAAGCCCAGUGUGAGUGGGAUGGAGCCUCCCUUUGGGGACGCCUUUCAGAACUACUCGUUUGCUGACCAGGCCCUGACCAGCACUGACCUGCUCGCCACCAGCUCUGACCCAGAUUUCAUGUACGAACUGGACCGAGACAUGACCCACCAGCAGAGCCCCUAUAGGGACAGCAUGGUUGGGGUCGGGGACGGAGGCAAGGAGAUGGAGGGCUGUGAUCAGCUCAUGAACCUGGGCGAAUGUGAGACGGUCUGUAGCGGCUCAGCGUUCGAACAGUGGGACUCCUACUGGGAAGACCUCACCAGAUACACACGGCUGACCAGCUGUGACAUCUGGGGCACUAAAGAGGUGGAUUUCCUAGGAUUGGAUGACUUCUCUAGUCCCUACCAGGACGAGGAAGUAAUUGGUCAAACCCCGACACUGGCUCAACUCAACAGCGAGGAUUCGCAGCCUGUGUGUGAGGCGUUCUACCCCCCUGCGGACCUGACCCUGCCUGCCCUCCAGCCUCAGCCGUCUCAGCUUCCCUGUCACAGUAAGAGGCCCCUGGUCCCUGGUCAUGGAUCAGGCGCCAGCUCUGCAUGGCCCUCCCCGAGCUCCACAUCCUCUUCCCGUCCUUCCCGCAGCCUUCUCCCAGACUUUCCCGAAGGCUCCCAAAAAGCCACCAGACCUGUCCCCUCCAGCACUGAGACUAUGGCCAAGACCCAGACCCACCUCAGUCUCACCCAGGACCAUGGCCAAGCUCAAACCAAGCCCCAGGGGCGAGGAGCCAAGAUGGCAGCCCCAACUUCUCACGGCCUUGACUUUGUGAGGAAGGCUAAAGUCCGUGUGAGCGUUGUGCCUAAAACUGAGCCUGAGGAGCCACCCCGGACGGAUUUUGAGAGGCCAGAUCCCCCUCUUCCUCUCUCCCAGCCCAAAGACGAGAAGGCCUCGACUUCAGCGUGCGCCAUCUUGGGGGGACCAGAUGGUGGUGCAGUCAGUGGCUCUGGCGGCCUGAUGAGCUUUGAGAGGAGGGCAGAGGUGGCAGUGAAGAUUGAGAUGCCUGAUGGCUGGUCUGCCACCCUGCCUCAACUGGUUGAGGCGAGCCAGGCCCUGGAGGGCAGCACCUCCGUGCUUGUCAGCGCUGGCGGCGUUCCAGUUGUCGAGGGCACGGAGAAGACAAAGGAGGAGGAACACAACUACUCUCUGUUCCUGAGCCGCAAGCUGGCCGGCAGAGCCCACUCCCUGCUGGAGGAGGACGAGGAGGAGGAAGACGAGGAAGAGGCAGAAGAAGAGGAGGAAGGAGAUGGGCUGGAGCUAGAUGAUGAAGACCACGAUGAGGGUUUCGGCAGCGAGCACGAGCUGUCUGAGAAUGAGGAGGAGGAGGAUGAGGAGGAGGAUGAAGACUACGAAGCAGACAAGGACGACGACAUGAGUGACGCCUUCUCUGAGCCAGGCUGUGACAUGGAGCUGAUGGAGGACAUUAAAGGCCUGACAGCAGGAGUCUCCAGUCGGAAGAGAGGCAAGCGCCGUUACUUCUGGGAGUACAGCGAGCAGCUCACCCCCUCCAAACAGGAACGGAUGCUUAAGCCGUCUGAGUGGGAUCGACACACGCUGCCUAGCAACUUGUACCAGAAGAACGGGCCUCUCCAUGGAAAAUAUAUGCUGAAAAAGUCUCGCCGCACCGACGUGGAAGACCUGACUCCCAAUCCACGCAAGCUGCUGCAGAUCGGCACCGAGCUCCGCAAACUGAACAAGGUGAUCAGUGACUUGACCCCCGUCAGUGAGCUACCGCUCACCGCGCGACCACGGUCCCGCAAGGAGAAGAACAAGCUGGCAUCCAGAGCUUGUCGUUUAAAAAAGAAGGCACAGUAUGAAGCAAACAAGGUGAAGCUUUGGGGAUUGAGCACAGAGUACGACCGGCUGUUGUUUGUGAUCAACACCAUCAAGGAGGAGAUCGUGGCCCGUGUGGAGGACUCUUCUCCACGUCCAACCAACAUGAAUGACACUCUGGAGCAUCUCAUCCAGGAAACACUUGUGGCACCACCAGUUGCUGGGCAGACUUCUGACUUCGUCAACAAGAUCUUGGAAAACACAGGACGCGGCGAUCCCACCGGCGGUCUGGUCGGCCUGCGAGUCCCAACCUCCAAAAUCUAGACAAACCCGCGGUCCACUGAGAGGAGUGGACUAAAUAUUACCACCGUGCUGUCCCAUUGUAACUAUGCUCCCCUCUGCAUGCCCCUCCAACCCAGAGUGUAUACACAUUGUUAGUCACACACACAUACACACAUACCACUCCCUGUGUGUACGUAUGUGUGCUUGUUUUAGCCAUGCACCUCUAUGGCAUACACCCUAGCUUUUUGUCUCUGCACACUUUGAGCAGAGUCAGUGCGUCAAUGUCUCCCAACCCAUUGUGAGCGUCUGUUGGGAUAAGCGCCUGUAAAAGCAAGGGAUGGUUAGGUGUAUAGCUAAUAGCACGUCCUGAAUCCACUGGUGAUUAUUAGAUGUGUUUAACAUAGCAUUGUGUAGGGUCAGUUCUGUUGAAGGACUGCUUUCAGGGCUGAGACAGAGAUAGCCACACAAGUGUAACCACUGGAAUACUUUUACACAAUUUGUUUGAGGUUGUAAUAACAGACCAUAGCUUGUUACACGUCAGACACCAACAGAGGUUGAAAACGUUCCAGUUAUCUUUUCCCAGAUGAGGUACACCUCACAUGGCAACAAAAAUGAACUCCAUUAUGUUAAAUUGACCUACUCAGUAAAGUACUUUGAUGAAAACAGCUUUGGUUGCCAAGACAGCUGCAGAGAAAAAAAAAGCAGCGCGCUCCAAGGCGUUAUGGGGUGACAGAAAAUAUUUUGUACUGAAGGCCUAAAUACGUUCAUGCCAUCCCCUGAUUGCCAAUCAGGUCUGCUGUUAAACGAAUGAGUUAGGAGCUUUUAGCAGAUUAAAGCUUGAAACAAAAAAAGUAGUAAAAGCUGAAAGUUAAAAUUAGACUUUAACAAUUAAGCGUCAGACAUCCUUCUGGGUAGAAGAGGAAGCUUAAUUUCUAAUUUUGACAACCUUGACUUAAACAACAGUAGGUAGUUGACCAUGUGGAGAGGAAGUGCAUGUAGUUUUGGUGCUUUUUGGCCUUGUGCUGGUUCUGACUGGACUGGGUGAAACUGGCAUUUUGCCAGUAUGGGAGCAGAUAGUGAGGAAGAUGAUGGUGGUGAUUGAGAUGGCAAUACUAGGGAUCCAUCUCCUCUAGAAAUCUGUAUAUAAAAGUGUCUCCCAGUGAAAGAAAAACGGCACCUGCUCCCCUUUUUGUACAGUAGAGAUGACCAGGCUAACAGUUUGGUGUGUUCAUACUAGUGUUUGGUCAGAGUUCUAUUCAUUGUGCCUUGUUCCUGUAAGUCUGAGUGUGUGUGUAUGUGUGUGUGCAUGAGAGGGACUGAAUGAGAAGAGGUAAUUGGUCAGAACUCCUCUGAGGUCCAGCCAAGGAGAGGACUACUUUACACUGAGGGAGAUUGGUAGUGAGGAGGGCGACACCUGUGGGGUUUGUAGUGUAUUUCAGUUGUCUAAAGAUCUUCUGAAUGUACAUAAAAGAAAAUGGAAGCUCUCGUUGCGUGAUGCCACAGAGUCUGUGUACAUAGGAGGGCUCUGCAAUAGAUUACUUUUGGUUUUUGGUACUCUGUCUUUAGGGAUCGUGGGCGGGGGGGGAAGAGAUAUUUUCGUUUAGAGUUACACAAAAAAUAUUUGCACACUAUAUUUUGAUUGUUUUUUGUACCAAAGACACAUGCAACGAAAUGGCGACCUGCCAGUUAAAGUAAGGUUUUGCACAGCUUACCUGACGCCGUAUUGAAUGUAAGAAAUGUGGGAGGGUCAGGGAACUUCAUAGAACUGUGAAAUUAGCUCGGGUCCAAUUCUGUACAGAAAAGGAACAUUCAUUCAUGUUUUUUAAAUCUAAAAAUGACCCUAUCUGUGGGCUUCUCCAGUAGAUUUGUUGCUUAGCAAGCACUUCAUUCCUGAACUGAUUCCUCCCUCCACAUGCUAUUUGUGUUAAUGGCGCUAUCUAGGCCAAAAACCAAGAGCGCUAGUAGAUAAGCUAUGUUACAUUUUUACUUGUGUGUCAAAAUGUCAGCAACAAUAACCAAAAUGUUUCGUCACUUGUUUUAUUUCUGUAUGUAGAUAAGGUUUAGUUCAUCAACAAAAUAUUAACAGAAUUGUGUUUUUAAAGUACUGUAUAUAGAAGCAUUAAUGAUAUAUAUCAACGGUGAAAUGCCACUUUUCAUGACAAUGAUUCAUUUUAAAGCAUGACACAUUUCUAAAGCCUGUCCUUGCGUCAAGAAAGUUAGAGGAAAAAAAACCCAACCCCCCCCCAAAAAAAGUGUUAUAUUUUUGUACUUUAGCUGCCUGCUAGCUUUCCUGUUGGUUUCAAAAUAUUUUUUGAGAGAAGGCAUAUGCGAGGAAAGAGGAAAAGGGUCUGAAAGAGCAGCCAGUCAAUCUUAUUUCACUCCUUAACCGGCAAGUCGGUUGAAUUUUUUACUUCCUGGGAUUGGCUCUGCUGCCUUUCGAGGAUUCAUUGCUGAAUUGUAUUUGCCUGGCCUUUCCUUUGGUCCUCAGCUUACAGCUUUCCUGGCCGGACACAGCCGCAAAGAAUAACUCUGAUCAUCAAAACACACAGAGCUACCACGACCAGGCCACAUAUUGGCAGCGUGUCCAACCGUUAAAAACUGCAUGACGCCUGUAUGCUUCCCUCCCUGCUGCGUCCUCAGAGGAAACGCUGCCAUUCCCGGGAAUUUUUAAAUUCUAGCAGGCAAAUACAAAGAAACAACUGAAUGUUUGACGAGGCUGAAUUCAGGUCAGUUUCAAGUGAAGAAAGAACUCCUUCACAGAAUGAUGAUGGUGAUGCAGAGGCGUAGUCUUUCUGUAUCGUGGGAUUGAAUAACAGCUAGUGCUACAUAUAUAUAUAUUUUUACUGUUUUCUGUUCUGUCUAAAAAGGGAGAAUUGGUGCUUUUUUGAAAACUAGAAUGAUGAGUAUCCAUGAUUCUUAUUUGACUUUUUAGUCUAGUUGUAGCCUAAUGACUUGCUCUCCCCCACCGUCCAUAGCUAUUUUCUUAGUAGUGAUUCAUUUUUGUAAAUAGUUAAUAUGUAUCUUAUAAAUGUUAGAUAUAUGUAUAGAAUACUCUAUCUUAUAUGUUUGAAAACAAAAGCACUUUGUCCAAAAAAGAAAAAAACAAACAAAAAGAAGAGCAUUUUUUUCUUCCAUUUGCUGCUAAAAGGCCUGGUGUGAAUGCUGCAAGUGUACUUGACGACUACUUGCUAGGAUAGGUCUAUUACCUGACUUGGCUAGGUCUAUAAACUAGCAAGGAAUAGGUGUAUGGUCUGGCGAGGGUUAGAUCUACAUGUUUCUGGAGCCAUGUAAUGAUAUGAGGUGUUGUAUGAGAGCGUAUCAUUUCUUGGCUUUGGGAAGCCCAGUGUGGUUUUAAAAAACAAAACAAAAAAAAAAACAGAGGGUUUUGAUUCCAGGGCCCCUACAUUGAUCCUGAUGCUGACCCCCGUGGUGUCAUGAUUCAUUUGCCUUCAGUAGAGGUUUCCUAUGGAAAAACUGAUUCUGCUUUGGCUUCCUCUUCAGGGUGAUGUACAGUGUAGACACAUUUCUCCAGAGAGCUAUAUUGUUAUCAUUUGUAAACUGAUUUCUACUUGUGACUUAAUGAGGAGAGGUUUAGCCUGGGGCGGCCAGGAAGAGCCUGUUUGAAAGAUGUUGUUCCGGGCCGCCUUGGGGGAAGUUACUAUAUCACUGUACUGUAUGGCAAGCCAAUUACAAAUGGAGACUCAAUCUGGACACUUAUUGCCUUCUUAAAUAACCUUUCACUUACACACAAAUAAAAAUAACAUGGCAGACGUGUCAUUGGCAAGGUGCCCGAGGCUUAUGACAUUGUUCUGCCAUUAUACGGUCAACAACAACAACAACAACAACAACAACAAAACCAUUCAGCCUGAUAGGCUCAAAACAACCUUGACUGAAACAGCAGACGUGGUGAAACAUAUCUGAAAAAUUGAGCUCAGUUGUGUCUUUUGGGACGAUAUUAAGCGUUUCUUUUCAGCUAUGAUUUGGCCGAAGUCUGGUAGGGGGUCAACAGUGGUUAGAAGGGCCGCUGGUUGACGGAGAAUUGUCUGACAAGAGAGACAUGUGUGUUUUGUUGUCGAUCACGAGGCUGGUUCAAGAAAGAGUCCUCACAGGUUUUUACAUUUAACAUGAUAGGUGCAAGCUGUGCAACUUUACAUUCAAACCAGGAGACUCUGUGGCAUUUUAACAGUCAAGGAAACGAGCGAAAAUCCACGCCAGUAAAACUAUUCCUUUAUUAUUUUUUUAUUUCUGAUGACAUAAGUCCUAUACAGUCAGAUGUUAAGCUAAUAGAGUGUGUAAUUUUGUGCUACUCUUAUCCAAUAAAAGCUAAGUGAUCCAUAAAGCUCUUCUUCAGCAAAUCAGGGUAAUAUCGUUCUUCUAUCUGACGUAUGUGAUGACAUAUAAAAUCUAAAGAAAAUAUAUUUAUGUAUUCCAAUUAUUGUCGCCAUUCUUUACUCUGUACAAAAUAUUCUGUGUGUGUGUGUGUGUUAUGAAUUAUCAAUGUCAAUCAAUAUAGUGCAAUGCUCAACAUAAACUGAAAAAAAAAAAAAAACUUCACACAUACAAGAAUUCACACAGUUUCUCCGCUUUCUCCAAAUCGGUAUUCAAACAUACACAAUCUACAUUUUCUUGUCCGUGAUCCAAGUGGGGUUUGUAACAUGGUGCUGAUUACUUGUCAUUAUUCAAGAAAUAGUCCAAGAAAUAAAAUGGCAUCUGUAGUCAGAUUUACUCACAAAUAGCACUGUCCAUAUGAUUAUUGUUGUCAGUAACUGUCAUCUGACCAGACCCCCCCCCGCGAUCCUUUUCAUUGAUUUUAACUGUCUCUGUUGGACCAAUCAGAGGAAGAUUCACACUGAUUCUUGCUCUAAACAACAACAGAAUGGCGAUUUCUGUAUUAAUGACCUGUAUGAUCGUUAUUGUUAAACAUACCAUUAUUUCUUUUGUAAAAGUCAGACUCAUGGAUUUGGUAUCACUGCCUAAAGGAUCUUUAUUCCAUUUGGGAGGUACAAAAUGUUCACCAGAACUGUAAAAUAAAUGCACAUAUUCUGGUGUAUUAGGACUAGUGUAAUAAAAUAAAAUAGUAAAAUAUUUUUUGUUGAAUUAAAUAAGUGAAAUUUCAUUAUAAGAGGCAACCAUUUGACAGACAGUUUCGUUGAUACACUUCUAGUUAAUCAUUUCCAAUUUUAGUCAAGUGCAAAAAUAUAUAAUUUGUCUACAGGCAAACCUAAAAUUAAAAGCUGCACUAAUCAGUAUUUCUUUGUAGAAAAAACACCCACCUGUCCAGAACCAAACGACAGACAGAAAACGAAAAUGGUAGCUGGUGAAAGAUAUUUCCCUCAGGAGAGGUGGUGGAUCCCAAAAAACGGAGCUUAAAGAAUAGUGAAUAUUGGACUUUCAUUCACUAGACGCCAAAUUAAUCAGACUGUUUGCUAACAUGUUCACCAACAACAACUUUAUCAGUGAAAAUAUGUCAAUAUUCAGCAGUUCUUUCAAGGAUAUUUAUAUUUUCUAUAUAAUUAGUACCAAAAUACACACAGUAGUUGUUUCCAGUAAACUUCUUAGGAGGUCAUUAGGAAAUUACGGAUCUGUAUGAUAAGUGUUCACCUCCUGCUCGAUGUGAUAUCAGAUCUCAGAGUCUGGCUUUGAGUUUCUAUGGAGGCAUUUUGAAUGUUUCUUGUCUUGUUUGAUCCUAUGUGGGCUGCCCUCGUUGCUUGUAAAAACACCUCUUCUUCAGAGGCUGUUUGCUUACUGCCCUCCACAUUUUGUAAAGUAGAUACAUACAGAAAUGUACUCUGUGACAAAACAAAAAUGGCAGUGGGAAUGAUGUUUCUGCAUGCCUAUUCCCUGCAUAGCACUGAGAGAGAGAAUCGAGUGACGUCUGGAGUUCUUCGCAGAUUGGGAAAUAAUUUGGCCAAUCAUCAGAAAGCGUCUCCAUCGUCGUUCACUCACUGUACUCUCAGUUGAAUGAUUUCAUACUUGCUGCUAUUGAAUGAGCACAAUAAGACUUUAGAUUUUGGUUUAGAGUGUCCGUGACACAAUUACAGUAUAUUAUUACCACACACCCCGGUUAUCUUUCACACCUUUUUUCCUAUGACAGUCAAAAAACCAACAGUGUUACUCACCUUGCACUUGGUUUUUACAUACACAAGGAAAAAAAACAUUACUUUGAAUAUGAUGCCUGCUGAACCAGGUGCCUUAAUCAAAUAUAUGAGAACACAAGUCUGCACCUUCUGUCAGUCUGGAGGGGGUUUCCCUGCAGGAACAAGGGGCUGGGUUUCCCAAAACCUAAACUUGAAAGUACAAAAAAUGAAAUGAAAGAAACCUAAUUUUAACCCUAAAUCAAUACAUUUUGUAUAACAAUCAGCCUUUAACAGCAGAAAGGCGAACUCUGUAUAGGAUUUCCCUUUUAAAGUAUUACAGAAGAAGAGCAUAAAUGCUUGUAAACUGAAUUGAUGAUGUUUUGGGAAACCUGGUUCUGUUUUUAACUCUUUCUCUGCCCACUACGCCACGUUAUUGUGUUUUCUGUAUCGGCUGCUGCUGCUGCUGCUGCUGCUAUCACCGCUGGUGUGUCUGUGUAGAGAUGAGCAAACUUCCACUGUGUUUGAGGCAGCGGGAGACUUGGGCCUGCUUUUUACCUAUAGUCAGUUACAAUGUAUUCUUCUUCUGUGGUUGUUGCCUCUUGAGAUCUUUUUUUUUUUUUUGAGAAAGAAAAAAAAAAAAGGAAAAAAAGCAGAAAACAGAACUUUCCGUUUCUUAACUUUGCUAUUAUGAAGUGCCAGACCCUCCUUGAAGUCAGUGUUGACACUGAGUCACGGGUUGCGAAUGAAGCGACAAACUGAGCAUGGAGGUAAACUGUGGUGCUAAUCUGUCUGUGGCUGGGUGCUAACAUGGCAGAGUUAAAAAGCUGUCUUAGCCAUUCAAUUCCUUCUGUUGAUGACUCUGGUCAGUCUCGUGUUUCUGACUGCCGCACUGCUGUAUGCUGACAUAGCGAGGUAUAACUCUGCUGUUGCUGCUUUGCUGAUGAAUGUAGACUAGUCUUCCUCAGUAGGAUUGUACAGACGCGAGUGUCUGGUGGAGCUUUUCCUGUUGUUCUACUUCCUUAGUUAGACUUUUUUGGAGGGAGACACUUGUCGUCCAGGAUCCAGAAAGAUCAUGAAUACUUGUGUGUUCAAACCUUUAAAAAAAAAUUAAUAUUAUGGUUUAAUAUUUAUGCUCUGACUCUGUCAAAUGUUGCACGUUUGAAUUUGUUUUUCCUAAAUUUUAUUUUAUUGACUUUAUUUCCUCUGAUCCCAGUGUUCAUACCAUUUCUUUGAUAUUUAUUUGUUUCGUCCUGUAAAUGAAUAUGUGAAGGAGACAGUUUGUUUAAACCAGACUUUAUAGCUUUUCCACUGAAGCAGGUAUCCCCAUGAGUCCCAGACUUCACAUGAGACUCUUCACAUGAACCAGAGUCACAAUGAAACUGAAAGUCCCUGUGUCCUUGUAUACAAAUUGUAGACAAACAUUUUACAUAAAAAUUUUAUUAGAUUUACUCAUCAUGUCAUUAAGAUGACCUCAUCAUGUACCAUAAAUAAGAUUGUUGUACAAUCUUGCCACUCUAUGGCAAAUGGUUAUGAAGACAAUCAUCAAAUAAUGCUUAUAAACACAUUAUAUCUAAUUUGUUUGAUUGUUAAAAUGUUUUACAGGUGUUAUGUACUAGACUAUUUCUUGGCGUGGGGCAGUGACUUCCUGGAGUCCUGUUGUAACCAGCGGAGACUCCGGUUGUUGGCUGUGAUUUUACAUCAUAAGAGAAAGAUGAACAGGGCAGUUUGUCGAUUUCUUUAGUGUGGCCAAAGAUAUUUACAACCUGAAAAAUAGCCUGCACCGAUUUUCGCCAGAUUUGUCCAUAAACAAAACUCACAGUGUGUCAUCAGAAUAAUUUGAUUAUGGUACAAUUAAAUAAAUUAACAAAAAAAAAACAACCCAUAGAAAUACUACACAUAGUGUCUUCAGUCAUUUCUGUUCUUGCCUUCCUGCCCUUUAGUAUCCUCAUACUUUAUACUUUCUCUGCAUGAUGUUCUGCCUUAAUGUCACUUAAAGGAAACACGAUGCUCUCAGAUCUGCAGUUUCAUUGUGACUCUGAGUCAUCGUUGUCUGUGAAGCCCUUAAAGCGUUCUGUCAUUGGAUGUUUUGACGCGGUUAGAAGGGGCGAUAGAGCCCUAAAACCGGCUCAUUGAGUCAGCAAAGAGAACCUCACCUUGACACGAUCCUUCUUUUGUCACGGCUCCGGGAGGAGUUGGCUCGUCUGCUCUCUCUAAUUUUGGUGGGGAAAAUUAAAAAAAAAUUGUUCAGUUUUCUGGGAAAACUUUACCACUGCGACAGAGAUGUUUUGCUCCUUCUGGGUGCUUUUUUUGUUGUUUUUUUUUUCAGAAGGGCUUUGGUUCGCAGUUGUCUCGUCAGGGAACCCCUGAGAUUAGCCAGGGGUCACUAAAGGCUGGUGGGCAGAGACCCCUCACCCUCCCCUGCAAUGAGUGAUGAGAGGAGAGUUUGUUUCCUCUUCUGCAGACUGAUAUUAUUAAAGCAAACGACAACAACCCAUCCUAGUUGAUUAAAAACAAAACCCCUCUUUUCCAUAUCUACACACGUCCAACUCAUCAUCCAACACUGCAAUGAUUUACAUCUCCCUCCAGACUUGCCAAAAUGCAUGGAGCGAGAGAUAUUUAACAAAAAGAGUUUAUCCUAAAGCAUCUGUUCUGGGGUUGUUUUCUUUUUUUAUUCUUUUUUUUGUUUGUUUUUCAAUUUCAAGACAAUAAGAAAACAUGUAGAGGAUGUGGGUGGUAUCGGUCAUCCUGAGCUCCACGACUACAUGCCAUUGUUAUGAAGCUUCUGGUCUUGUAUGGUAACUUAUUUGAUUAGAUCAACAGCAUGGGAUCUUUCUGUAGUUAGUCCUGUGUGCGUUCCUCUCCCCAGUCUCAGUAGGAAGGCUGUACUUCAUUGCUAAGUGCUCUAUAAUAGGUCUCUUGGUGAUUAUAAUUUCAUAAAGAAGCAAAUCCUGCAGAAAGUGUAUCCUGCUGAAACUAACUUGAUCCUCUCUUUAGCAAUGACGUCUAUAUUUGUAGUUCACAUAUAUGCCUGUUCGAAUACAAUAUCUUGACAGUUGUUAUAUUUAUGUUGUGUAAUAAAUGUUGUGCUGGGUUUAUACUUUUUGUUUUUUUUCUUUUCUUGGAGGCACAGUGGGUGGCUUUAUGCACAGGCAUGGAAAUCUAAAAGAUGUGGGGUUUUUUGUUUUUGUUUUUUUGUUUGUUUUUGUUUGUACUGUAACAACUCAUUCUGUUUCAGAGCUUCUGACAGUUUUUGUCUCUGGCUGCUCGACAUCCUGCGGACACCUGCCCUGAAUCUCUGUUGUGUUAUUGUGCCUCUCUUUCUUUCUUUCUUGUUUUUUUAAAUCAUUCUUUCUCUGUUGUAUCAGCCAGGAGUUGGUACCACAGCUCUGCUUGUAACCACAAUAGUCUGAUUAUGUUUAUUGAUUUUAAUAUCAAAAUAAUAAAACCAUUAGCACCCCA